AUGGAUGAUCUUGUGAUGAGCGACCUGAACCCAGGACGGGGGAGUGGGCCUAUGGAUCUCGACGAAGUACUCAUAAUGCGAAGUCACCAGGAUGACGAGGAUGCGCUCGUGGAAGCAGAAGCGGAAGAGGCCGAGUUUGAAGAGACGGACCUUGAGAGCGACUUCGACAAUGUGCAGCAGCACCAUCCUACUUCAAAGAAACUCGUGAUCGAAAUCCCCAGCUCUACCCUGAUUGCCCCACGGUCGGCCUUCAGAAGCCCGGCAGAGUACGCCCACAUCAGCAAAGAGCAUUCGGCAGUACGAAGUCUUUUGGAUUCUGACCCAAGUCAGCUAAAUGAAGACUUCGUUGAGUUCGAAUUAGAUGACUUCGUGGUGUACAUUGACACCAAGAGAUAUCCCCAGGAGAUGAGAGCCCUACACACUCAUGCCACUCUAACUGGCCAACAGAAGUUCUUCUUCAACGGCACGCUCCGGCUGGGCGGGAUCGAGCGUCGCGUAGAGAAGGUGCUUUUUGAGGAAAUUCCUCUGGGAAACUACGGCAAAGAUCACCCGACAGUGGGCGACCAGCUUUGGAUUUGUUCUGACCUCAACCGGGAAAAGAACAUCUACUAUCAGCUGAAACGUCCGUCUUUCGAAUACGCCAGAUUUCACCAGGACUUCCUUUGGGUGGCAGACCUGGCGAAGCAUGUGGUCGACUUUUCAGAGCACCUGAUAGAGUUGGGUCAAAACGUUUCUAUUCGCCAUUUUCAACAAUAUUUCGCUCGUUGGCUCCAGACAGUCCACGGGUCCUCACCAACAUUUCAGAAGUGGUACACGAAACGUGGAAGUGACGACUUUCGACAAUCAAUCGUGGCAAAUGAACGGUUCAUACGGAAAGAACUAUUCGACAUGUUUGAAGGCCAGAAAUGGACUCACAUUCACAUCUUCCGGGAGAUUACACACCCCUUUGGUAUGUUUGGCCGCCAGGGCCAUGGGUUUUUGUCGAAGGGAGACCGCGUUCCCUACACGAUAGUAACUCCAUACAUAUAUGACUGCUUUUCUCAUAUGGAGAUGGGGAUGAUAUUGAAGCCCAUGCAACCCUCAGUCAACACUAAGGAAGCCACAUCUCGCUCAUGGAUAACAAAUGGGAUGCAAAGCCCGAGGUUUGUUCGAACAGCUGAUGCUUUCUAUCAGCACCGGGCCAUGAUCGACAGUAUCAAACCUGGAGACACGAUCUCGAUAGCUCCUGAUACAGAAGAGACCGAUACACCAUGGUCUACGAACAAAGCAGACAAGAAAUGGUAUGGUCUCGUACAAGGCGUAUCCAUGAUGAAGGCCAAGAUGGGGCUUCGACGAUGCUUCGAUAUUACAUGGCUGUACGAUCCUGAAGACACUCCAUGCUGCUCGAUGAAAUAUCCGUGGCCCAACGAGCUCUUCCUCAGCGAUCACUGUACGUGUGAGGAGAGACAGCGGCGAAUUCCGGAACACGCGGUCGUCGGAGUCCACACCGUGGAAUGGUUCGGAACACCCCGAACCACAGCCGAGUUCUUCAUCAGACAAACAUACCAGGUCGAACAGCGCAGAUGGAUAUCCCUCCAGCAAGCGCAUAUAUUCUGCCAACACGAAAAGAAGCAACGUCAUAAGAUCAGGUAUCACAUUGGCGAGACUGUCCUCGUGCUGACUCCUGGAACAAUGUUCCUGGAGCCACGCGAAGUUUUGAGCUACGGGAAGGACAAUGAAUGCGUCCGUCUACGAAAGUUCAUAAGACGUACAGACAUUCACAGCAAGUGUGCACCAAAUGACCUUAUCUACACCGACGAGCAGGAAUCUGUAAAUGUCAGCCGCAUCUAUACCAGAUGUAUCGUGCGUUGCUACUAUCCGGGCGAGACCAUACCGGCGCCAUACAAUGCGAACGGUACUGGAAACGCUUUUAUCGUUAGCCACAGAAAGUCUGCCGAUGGCUCAAUACACCCCUUGAGCCCAACCAACAAGCCAACAAUUCGCGAAGGCUUUGACCCAACCCACUUGGUGAAUAAGCUUCGCGCCAUGGACCUUUUCAGUGGAUGUGGAAACCUCGGCCGUGGACUCGAAGAUGGAGGCGCUGUUCACUCGAAAUGGGUGAACGAUAUUUGGGACGCAGCUAUCCACACUUACAUGGCCAAUGUGAAAGACCCAGACUCUGUGCACCCUUUCCUCGGCUCGAUAGACGACUUCUGCCUGCAAGCCUUCCAGGGCAAAUUCAGCAACUCUGUUCCGUCUCCGGGUGAAGUCGAUUUGAUCUCUGGUGGCAGUCCUUGUCCCGGCUUCUCUAUGAUCACGCCAGACAAGCAAACGAUCCAGCAGGUUAAAAAUAGGUCUUUGGUCGCCGCGUUUGCAGCAACUAUUGAUUUCUACCGACCAAAAUACGGUAUUUUAGAAAACGUGAAAACUAUCGUACAGAGCAAAGGAAACCGCACUGAGGACUACUUCUCACAACUCAUCUGCGCCAUUGUGGGCAUGGGAUAUCAAGCCCAGAUCAUCCUCGGCGACGCCUGGUCCCACGGAUCCCCCCAGGCCCGUGAAGAAAGAAUCCGGAUCUUUGGGGAUGAUGACCAACGGGAACCCUACGUCGUGCGAUCAAACAAGCCAACGCCGUUCAAGUACGUCACCGCCCUAGAAGCGACGGCCGACCUUCCCGACAUCUACGACGCAAAAACAGAGACGUGCGUGGCUUUCCCAGACCAUCGACUCUCGAUCUCUCUGUCCUCGGGAGAUCUAACCAGCGGAGUUAAAUACGGCCGCGGGAAAAAUGGCCGAACCCAAGGCCUCAAUAUGCCCAUACGGCCGUUCGGAAUGAAUUUCUCAAGGGCCUGGCACCACAUGAUCAAAGAUCGUCUCAGCGAGGACGCGUACCAUGACAUGUUUGACCACGAGCGAGACGCCUACCCCCGCCCAGGGAUCCCGCGGACAUCGAACAUCAGCAAGGCCUGGGGCCGCGUCCACCCACACGGCCUCUUCCACACCAUCACGACGGUGUGCCAGUGGACCGACGCGCGGACGGGCAGGCUGUCGCACUGGGACCAGCCGCGCCCGCUGACCGUCAUGGAGGUGCGCCGGGCGCAGGGCAUCCCGGACCACGAGGUCCUGCUCGGCUCGGCCAAGGACCAGUGGGAGAUGGUCGGCAACGCGGUCGCGAGGCAGAUCGCCGUGGCCCUCGGGCUGUCGCUGCGGAGGGCGUGGUUCGGCUCCCUGUACGAGGAUGGACCGGCGGCCCCGGAGGGUGUGGACCAGGAUUUGAAGAGCAGUGACGAUGGCGUAGAGCACCUGACCGUGAAGGGCGAUAUAGCUAUGUCGCUAGACUCGGAUUGA
Molecule: messenger RNA, 3327 nt
Organism: Diaporthe amygdali
Lineage: Eukaryota; Fungi; Ascomycota; Sordariomycetes; Diaporthales; Diaporthaceae
Product: modification methylase AgeI
Exons: 2
Coding region: 1-3327 (1108 amino acids)
Cellular component (GO): nucleus
Molecular function (GO): methyltransferase activity; chromatin binding
Source: RefSeq, a predicted model, not a curated record